CUGCCCGGGGGUCGCAUGAUGGGAGACAGUUGCGAGCUCCAGCUUUUCCAGCUUCUACUUAGGGCAAUAAAUGCGAAGAAAUAUCUCGAAAUCGGUACUUACACUGGGUGCAGCGCACUGGCUGCUGCGUUGGCGCUGCCCCCUGACGGCAAACUGGUUACACUGGAACUUCACGAGUGCCACGUGGAUCUCGGUCGACCUUUCUGGAAGCAGGCGGGCGUGGAUCAUAAGAUUGAGACUAGGAUCGGGCCAGCCAGAGAGACGUUGAACGCCCUACUAGCGGAAGGCCAAGCGGGAACAUUCGACUUUGUCUUUAUCGACGCGGACAAGGGUGAUGUCGACGUUUACUACGAGAAGAGUUUGCAGCUGGUCAGAAGGAACGGCAUCAUUGCUAUUGACAAUAAUCUCUCCAACAUUCCACCGAAAGCUGGUCACACCGACGAGAACGCUGUACAGUAUGCCGCUGAUAACAGCCUUCGCCUUCAUCCUGCGCAGGCGGAGCUGAUCGACUUGACCAAAAGUCUGCCCUGGGGUGGCAUGAUGGGAGACAGAUGCGAGCUCCAGUUUUUUCAGCUUCUACUUAGGGCAAUAAAUGCGAAGAAAUAUCUCGAAAUCGGUACUUACACUGGGUGCAGCGCAAUGGCUGCUGCGUUGGCGCUGCCCCCUGACGGCAAAGUGGUUACUCUGGAACUUCACGAGUGCCACGUGGAUAUCGGUCGGCCUUUCUGGGAGAAGGCGGACGUGGAUCAAAAGAUUGAGACUAGGAUCGGGCCAGCCAAAGAGACGCUGGAUGCAUUAAUAGCGGAAGGCCAAGCCGGAACAUUCGAUUUUGUUUUCAUCGACGCGGACAAGGAUAAUUGCGACGUCUACUACGAGAAGAGUUUGCAGCUGGUCAGAAGGAACGGCAUCAUUGCUAUUGACAAUGUCUUUUGGAUGGGGUACGUCUACGGUACCAUCGACGAUCCUUACUUCGAGAAAGGAACGGUGGCGCUGCGAGCACUCAAUCGAAAACUGCACCGAGAUGAUCGCAUUCAUCUGUGCAUGCUCACCUUGGCCGAUGGUGUGACGUUGGCACUUAAGAAAUAG
Molecule: messenger RNA, 1086 nt
Organism: Ixodes scapularis (black-legged tick)
Lineage: Eukaryota; Metazoa; Arthropoda; Arachnida; Ixodida; Ixodidae
Product: probable caffeoyl-CoA O-methyltransferase 1
Exons: 10
Coding region: 16-1086 (356 amino acids)
Molecular function (GO): S-adenosylmethionine-dependent methyltransferase activity; O-methyltransferase activity
Source: RefSeq, a predicted model, not a curated record